Eublepharis macularius is the source of this 648-nucleotide messenger RNA. Its product is annotated as proline-rich protein HaeIII subfamily 1-like. The transcript is spliced from 2 exons. NCBI's taxonomy places the organism in Eukaryota, Metazoa, Chordata, Lepidosauria, Squamata, Eublepharidae. The coding region runs from base 1 to 648 and encodes 215 amino acids. The record is from RefSeq and is a predicted model, not a curated record.
AUGCCUAAACUGGGGCAGACGGAUUCCAAGGGCGGUCCCAACAGGGACCCUUUGUUUGAUCCCUACGCCUCCCCUGGUUUGGAAGGACUGCAACCUACAGGACCCAUCCAGGGAGGAACGGAGCCCAGACCUACUGUGCUGAUUACCCUCACACCUGAUAGAGCCGAAGGAGGAUCUGAGGAAGCCCCAACCCAACUGGAAGGUGCUUCCAGCCGAGUUGUAGAACAAAAUCUGGCUGCCCUGCAAGCUAUGGUCCCGAGGGGACAACCGCUAAUACUUCUUGAUGACCAGCAACAGCCAGUACAACCACCGGAUCAACCUCAGGGGCCGGCCAAUGAGAGACCGGAGGAACUUCCCCUGGAGGAGCCGGGAGGACCUCGAGAUGACGAGGACGAGGCACCAUUAGAACAGCCUCAAGAGCAAUCGCAGGAGCAGCCCCAAGAACAACCGCAGGAGCAGCCCCAAGAAUUGCCGGCGGAGCAACCACAAGAACAGCCACAGGAGCUUCCGGCCCACCCGGUACAGCCGCAAGAGGAGGCUCUGGUGCUCCCGCUGCCGCCACGGGGGCAGCCACGGUUUCCAGGGCCUAGACUUCCUCCACCAUUUAGACCGAGAGGUCCGCCUCCUCAAGGCCCUCCAGCUCCAUGA